This is a messenger RNA of Abrus precatorius (Indian licorice), 1462 nucleotides long. RefSeq lists its product as uncharacterized. Lineage: Eukaryota; Viridiplantae; Streptophyta; Magnoliopsida; Fabales; Fabaceae. The coding region runs from base 335 to 1462 and encodes 375 amino acids. The record is from RefSeq and is a predicted model, not a curated record. The transcript has 3 exons.
AAAAUUCAAAAACUAAAUUAGUAGUUCAAAAUGCCAAACACAGAGUAGGGAAUUUGCAGGUAUAUGAAAGUUUUAGGUAGUUAGAAUCAAGCGACAGAAGAGGAAGGAGGUGAAAAAUAAAGCCAUAGAAACUGAUGUAGACACAGUGUAUCACAUACUCCCAAACUCUGAAGCAUCCUAGUAAUAUCUACAAUUGCAGUGUCCCAAACUGCGUCAGAUAUACUAUCUAUUCGAAUUGAUUGCUCUGCUCCUUAUCACGCCCCCAUUUAAUUUCCACACCUUUAUAUUCCUACCCAAUUCCAUUAUUUGAACUCAAAACCCUCCACCCCCUUCUAUGGGUUCAGCAACAGCAAAACCAGCGAAAAAACUCGUCGAAUUUCUAAAGGAGCAACAGGAACCUUUCAUCCUAGAGGUUUACCUAUUAGAAAGAGGGUACUCAACAAGACGAAGCCCAAAUGGAGAAUCAACCAAGUGUUCAGAGAGAUGGGCAACAAGUUUUGUCUUAAACAAAAAGAAAGAGAAUCUCUUUCCGUUCUCCAAAGUCCUAACAGCACUACACAAGAAACUUUCUUUUCACAACCAAAACUGUAUCGUAUUUAGGGACUCUGACACUGACUCCAUAAACGAACAUGUUGAUGUUAGUGUUCCUCAUGUAGCUACAACUUUGGAAACAGAUCGGUUCUCGUUCUCAACCGCUACAAGCUCAACCGUGUACAAUUCAUGCUCAGAUAUUGAUGAAGAUGGAAUCUCGAUGUCGCCACAUAGAGACAAACCUUUGUUUUCUUCAGACACUUGCCAAGCUUCGAGGGUCAACGAUAUUGGAGAUUUACAUAGCCAGGAGGCAAACGACAAUGAAAAGCACCACCAGCGAUGCUUAGAAGUUUCUGUGACGCACAAGACACUGAAUAAGGAUGUUUCGGGAAUGGGACAUGGAAUAAGCAAUUGCUGUGUCCUCGUACCCGAGAAAAUCACCGAGGAUUCGCUAUUAUCAGCCGCUCUAUGGAGUUCGCUUAUUCGGUCAGCAAAGAGAGAAGGGGGUAGUAAGGAAUUGCGAGAGCUGCUUGGGCCUGGGCCCAAUCCAAAUGUUUGUCAUGUGUUGAAAUCUAAAACGUUGUUAUGUAAGGCAAAACAACUUCUAUUUGAUUGUGUUAGAGAAAUUACAAUGAAUGUUUCGAGAAAAGAUGAUAGAGGGCAAGAGCAAGGUUAUAGACAAUUCAGGGAACCUGAGGAGUUAGGAAAGUUAAUCUGGGAAAGGACGAAAUGGAGUGAACAAGGUGGAAAAAAUGAGACAAAUCUUACCUAUUUGCUGACUUUGGAUUACUUGGAUUCGAUGGAUGAGUGGAGUGAAUUAAAGCCGCAAGUGAGACACAUUUGCGUUGAGAUCGCCGGUGCAAUUUUGGAACGCGUGACUGGUGAAAUUGUUUCGGAUAUGAUUGGAAAUUUGCCGCCAACAUUGUUGUAG